AGAGCCAGUUCCAACCCCGGUAUCGCCGCAGAGCCCGCGCAGAGUCUGCAGAAGUGCACGGCUUUAUCGACAGCACUUGAAGCAUGGAGUCUCCUCGCGGGUACACCAACAGUGAUAUUGGCUACCGCAGCCUGGCAGUCGGCGAGGACAUAGAGGAAGUGAAUGAUGAGAAACUUACCGUGACCUCGCUGAUGGCAAAGGGAGGAGCGGACGAGGAGAAUGCACGGUCCGAACCUGAGUACGGAGCAGAAGCAGAAAACGUUGGCAUGGUGGGGUUCGUCCCCUCGGACGACCAAGACCGUGAGGGUGGCGGUGGCCACGAGCCGGAGCAACAGCAGGAGGAGCCGCCCCUGCCCGAGCCGGAGCAACAGCAGGAGGAGCCGCCCCUGCUCGAGCUGAAGCCAGAGCAGGAGGAGCCGCCCCAGGCGACCGUGGAAGGGCCACAGCCGGCGGAGGGGCCACAAACCGCUGAGGGGCCACAGCCCCCAGAGAGGAAACGCCGCCGCCGCACCGCGUUCACCCAGUAUCAGCUGCAGGAGCUGGAGAAGUUUUUCGAUGAAGCUCAAUACCCCGACGUUGUGGCGCGAGAAAGACUUGCAGCACGCCUGAAUUUGACUGAAGACAGAGUGCAGGUUUGGUUUCAGAACAGAAGAGCCAAGUGGAAACGAAAUCAGAGGGUGCUCAUGUUGAGAAACAUUGCUGCCACCGCCCUGGCCCGCCCUGCGGAGGUGUUCUUGGGUGGCCCCUAUAAUGCCACUCCUCUGGAUCCUGCUUUGUGUGUUCAUCUGGUGCCACAACUACCAACACCACCUGUGCCACCUAUGCCACCCAGGCCACCCAUGGUCCCUAUGCAACCCAGGCCACCCAUGGCACCUAUGCCACCCAUGGCACCUGGGCCACCCAGGCCAUCCAUGGCGCCUAUGCCACCCAGGCCACCUGUGGUCCCUAUGCAACCCAGGCCGCCCAUGGUGCAUAUGCCACCCAGGCCACCCAUGGCACCUGUGCCACCCGGGCCACCCAUGGCACCUGGGCCACCCGGGCCAUCCAUGGCGCCUAUGCCACCCAGGCCACCUGUGGUCCCUAUGCAACCCAGGCCACCCAUGGUGCAUAUGCCACCCAGGCCACCCAUGGCACCUGUGCCACCCAGGCCACCUAUGGCGCCUAUGCCACCCAGGCCACCUGUGCCUCGUAUUGGCCUGGCUCCUGUACGCAUCACAUGGGCCCCUGUCAUGAAUAGUUAUUAUACAGGUCCCUUUUUCUAAAGUAAGGUCUUCAUGACAGUUUUUCCAAAGUUCUUUCCUGCCAGAUAGAAAUUGUGCACAGCACAGCGUCAAGUUAUUGGUUAGAUACUUGUUAAAUGAGAUGGAUAGAUGAACAAAGUUAACGAAUGCCCUGUUAUUUUUGUAGCCACAUGAUUGUAGGAUUUUCAAUAAAGAUGUGACUU
This is a messenger RNA of Rhinopithecus roxellana (golden snub-nosed monkey), 1444 nucleotides long. RefSeq names its product ESX homeobox 1 (gene ESX1). Gene Ontology annotation, biological process: regulation of transcription by RNA polymerase II. NCBI's taxonomy places the organism in Eukaryota, Metazoa, Chordata, Mammalia, Primates, Cercopithecidae. The coding region runs from base 84 to 1262 and encodes 392 amino acids. The record is from RefSeq and is a predicted model, not a curated record. Gene Ontology annotation, molecular function: DNA-binding transcription factor activity, RNA polymerase II-specific; RNA polymerase II transcription regulatory region sequence-specific DNA binding. The transcript has 4 exons.